Messenger RNA from Rhizopus microsporus ATCC 52813, 1317 nucleotides. RefSeq lists its product as uncharacterized. Gene Ontology annotation, molecular function: amino acid transmembrane transporter activity. NCBI's taxonomy places the organism in Eukaryota, Fungi, Mucoromycota, Mucoromycetes, Mucorales, Rhizopodaceae. The coding region runs from base 1 to 1317 and encodes 438 amino acids. The record is from RefSeq and is a predicted model, not a curated record. Gene Ontology annotation, biological process: amino acid transmembrane transport. The transcript has 4 exons.
AUGAGCUUAGAUAUAGAACAAGUGCCAAACUAUGGUACAAUCCCUGCUGAUGAAAUCAUUAUAGAAGAUUUAGAUCUGUUGCAGUCGAGUAAACCUGGUUAUGGUACAAGAUCAAUCUUUGAGGUAUCACUGAACAUUGUUAAUGCUACUGUCGGCUCCGGUGUUAUCGGUUUACCUUUUGCUUUAUUCCUUUCUGGUUUCACCCUUGGCAUAACCAUAUCUAUCUUUGUUGGCCUAUUGACCUUUGCAGCUGUUUACUCCCUUAUUCUAACAGGUCAAAAGAGUCAAAUAUUUAACUUUGCUUCCCUUGCUGAAGUAGCAAUGGGUCGAUUUGGAUACCAUAUGCUGAAUUUAAUGCUUUUUAUACAAAGCGCUGGAAGUGUUAUUAGCUAUUUUAUACUUGUUGCGGAUACCAUACCCAUCCUGCUGGGUCUUUAUUUCCCUAGAUACCCACUGCUGGCUGAUAGGACCAUUGUUACAGUGGUAGUCUCCAUAUUUGUGAUAUUCCCCCUUAAUCUGUUUAGAUCGAUUGGUGCACUGGCAAAAUGGUCUGCCUUUGCUGUACUCUUACUGCCCAUUAUGAUUUUAUCUGUCUUGAUAAGGGCACCAGCCUAUGCACCAGAUCAUGAGGCACCAAUAUUCAGACUGGGUAAGGAUCCUAUUGCGGCCGCAGGCAUCAUGUCAUUUGCCUUUGUUUGUUCACAAGUGGCAUUUUCAAACUAUUUGUCCCAAAAAAACCAAUCAACAUCAGCCUGGAAGCUUUCCUCCAUCGUAUCCACCCUUAUGAGUUGGACCAUUUCGAUCACAUUUGCUGCUAUUGGCUAUCUAAGCUUUGGUCAAGAUGUCUCUUCCAAUAUAUUUAGUAAUUUUCCUGCCGAUGACAACAUUAUCAAUAUAGGUAGAUUGGCACUAGGUCUAUCUAUGGUCUUGACAGUUCCUAUGGCGUUUUAUCCUGCAAGAGACGCCGUGCAAAAAACGAUCGGCUUUGAGACUGUAGAUCGCCAACCAACUGCUUUACAACACUAUGGCAUUACAGUCAUCUUGUUUGCCUUCUUUUUGGUAUGCGGUGUCCAAAUUCGUUCUCUCGGAAAAGUAUAUUCCCUUGUUGGUGGUAUUGCUUCUUCUUUCUUGGCUUAUAUUAUACCUGGAUUUGCCUAUAUUGCUGUCUUUCAUCCUGCAUGGUUAAGACGAUCAGUGCCUUUAGUAGAUAAUAAGAUGCCUCUUGUCAGUAGUGCUUGGUGGUUAGAUAUCAUAUCUGUUAUCCUGGUUGUCUUUGGUGCGAUCGUUAUGCUUUUUACCGUAAAAAGCGCUUUCUAG